UGACACUUUAACUGUUCAUAAUAUUUUCAACAACAUGAAAUUAAUUUCUAAAGUUCUGCUUUUCGUGAUCACAACUCUUUUCUUCAAACUACAUUUAUGUCAAGAAACCGUUGAAGGGACAUUAAGUGAAGAUUUUUGGUAUCGAUUUGACAUGAAUUUAUGGACCUUCAUUGUCUAUUCAAAUGAAGCAAUUACCACAGAAAAUGUUGAAUUAUCAGCUACAAAAAGUGACAGUGUCAAAGGAUUGAACAUCCAGUAUAACAAAAAUGUUGAAUACUUGCCGAUAAAUGUCCACAAUGUUUUUGAAAAUUUGAUUGGAUACAGCGCAUUUAACAACUUUAUUAAACAGAUUAGAUAUGAGAACUUUGAGAACCUUAAAGAACUACAGUUGCUGAACUUGGGAUACAAUCAAAUAUCAUCGAUUUUAGCAGACACAUUCAGAGAUUUAACAAAGCUUAAAUAUUUGUACUUAUUUGACAAUCAAAUUCAGUCAAUUGACGAACAUAUUUUCAUAACUCUUGUGAGUUUAAUCAACCUUAAUAUUGAAAGUAAUUUGAUCUUCUUAGUGUCUAAAGACGCAUUUGACUCAUUAACAGAGCUAAGAAAUAUUUCAAUGUCCAACAAUAAUCUGAAAAUUCUAGAUAACGAUCAUUUCAAGAACAACAAAAAACUUGAGAAGAUUUGGCUUAACAACAACGAAAUUCAAUAUAUGAGUCCAUCGAUGUUUGAUGACAUGAACAAUUUAUUGUUAGUUGAUUUGAGAGAUAAUCAGUGUAUCAGCGACGGCUACUGUAUUAAUAAUCAAUAUUGUGGUCGAAGAUUCUCUGAAAUGAAGACAAUGAUUGACAAAAAAUGCUAAAUAAAAGAAAAUAAAAGUAAGAAAUAUAAUCAAAUGCAAUAAAUUAAUCCUAUUUGUUAAAAACAUCAAAAAAAUUAUAAUUUAAUUUUGAUUUUUAAACAGCACAAUUUAAACUCUCCUCAUAAAAGACGGUCACAUGCAAGUGAUUGAGAAUAUUAAAAAGAAUUUAAUUUUAAAUCAAAAACAAAAUUUCCCAUCAUUUAAUUUUUAUUUUAUUUUGAUAAGCAAAAACAUUUCCGACUAAAACGAUUACAAUGCAUUAUUAUAUUAUUAUAUUAUUUAGUAAGAAAUGUUGUAAAUUGAUAAUCAAGGGUGCGGAACUAGUAAAUCAUUCUUUGAUAGUUUUUGAUCAUUUCAAUCAAUCCUACACAUUUCUGAGCAGUAAAUUCACACAUUUCAAAAUUAAUUCAAUCGUUUGUCAAAUAUAAAUAAGAUGUUUAUUGCCAAUUUCACCAUUUCUUUUUAAAAUAUGCCACAAUAUUCUUGAUUAAGAUGAAAUAAAUCAGUUUGAAUUUUUUAUAUGUAUACACUCGGGAUAAUGCUCUAUAAAAUCAAAUACAUUUUUAAUUCCUUUAUCAGUUUUAAUUAGCAUCUUGUUUGAAAGUAAAUUGUCUGUAAAAAUUAUGGCACAACUGAAAAGCAUGGAAAUUAUCCUAGUUGCUAAUUUUAUUAGCAUGAUUAUUUCUUCGACAAUGAAACUUGGACUUUCUUCAAAAUGAAGCUAUAUGAAUUCAAUAUAAACAGUAAAAUGAAAUACCUAAUGAUAACAUGGAAAUUUCUCUAAGUAAAAGUGAAUGUGUGAAUGGAUUUUAUUCAAGGAAUAACAAAAAUAUUAAAUAUUUGCCUGUCAAUGUUUAUAAAAAAUUACCUAAUCUGGUUGGGUAUAGUACAGGACGGGAGCCAGGGGGGGGGGGGGGCAUAGGGGGCCCGGGCCCCCCUACGAAAAUCUGAUAAUUGUUUUAUUAAGUAUUUGUAGAGAAGAACCAGUUAAUGUAGAGAAAGUGAUGAAAGAAAUGUCAAAAUCAGCACGAAAAAUUAUAUUUAAUGUAUGAAUAAUGAAUUAAAGAUUUAAACUUAUUAAGAAUGAAUAUAGAUUUAAGGAUACAAAAUAACGGUUUUUUAAUUUUCGUGAAUAACGGUUUUUUAUGAGAAAUGCAAUGGUAAAAAGUAUUUCGUAUAAGAAUUUUGAGAAUCUUAAAGAGCUUCAGUUAAUUGAUUUAUUUGAUAAUCAUUUAUCUACUAUUUCUAAUGAUACUUUUAAAAAUACAACCGAACUGAAAAAAUUAAUUUUAGAAGACAACUUAUUGAAAAGUAUUGAUAGAAAUACAUUUGACUCGUUAAAAAAAUUAAUAUAUAUUAGUUUUGCUAAAAACGAGAUAGAAACUGUUUCCAUCUAUGCUUUCGAACAUUUGAAAGAAUUGCAAAAUAUAACUUUGAAAAAUAACAACAUAAAAUCAUGGAACGAAAAUCAUUUCUCAGAAAAUAAAAAACUUGAAUAUAUUUGGUUGGAGAGCAAUAAAAUCAAAGAUUUAAGCCCAACAUCAUUCGAUGGCAAAAGUAAUUUAAAAUACAUAGACUUGCAAAAUAAUCAGUGUAUAGAUAAUUUUUACUACACGGCCAGUUUCUCAGUAAUGAAAGAAAAAAUUCAAGCAAGUUGUCAGAAAAAAGAGUAUUUUGAAGAAUCAGAUGAAAAUGAAUAAAAAUAAAAGUUUAAAAAUUGGACUUGCAGUUUAUGCUGUGGUCGUUUAUUUCAUUUGUUAUUUUUUUUUCAUUUAAGAAACGAAUCUGAAAAAAUUGCUAGAAGGUUUAAAAAAUAUAUACAAAAAGUAAAAAACACGAAACCAAAUUUAUUAACAUUGUUCUUUAAUUUCACUUUCCAUUUGAGAAAAUUCAUGGUCACAUGAAUAAAAUGUAUCACAAAACAUAAAAUUAAUGCAUGAAUUGUUUUUUAAAUUUACAAGUUUCAGAGUGUUAAUGUCUUUUAAAAAUGUUGAACUUAAUAAUUCUAUUUUAUUGUUGUAUAACCAAACAUUUUCAAGUUUUUUGUUAUUAAUAAAAUGAUCAUCGUUCAAUGUUCUCAAAGUAUUAUCUCGCAAAGAAAUGUUUCUUAAUUCUGACAUUGAACUAAAAGCAUUUUUUGAUACAAAAGAAAUUUCAUUUUCACUAAGGCGAAGAUCUUGUAAAUUUUUAAGAUUUUUGAAAUUAUAAUCAUGAAUGUAUAUCAGCUUAUUUUCAGAUAAAUUCAACGACUCUAGAUCCGAUAAAUCUUUAAAAGCAUUUUCAGGAAUAAAUUUAAUUUGAUUAUAGUUUAAAUUGAUAUAUUUUAGCUCACUUAGUUUCUCAAAAUUUUCAUAUCUUAUUAUAUUUAUAGAACAAUUAAAGAACUGAUAAGCAACUAAAUUAGGAAAUUUUUCAUAAACUUUUAUGGGAAGAUAUUUUAUUAUUUUAGAGUUUCUGAUAGAAAUUGCCUUCACACAAUUAGUCUUUUCUGAAGAAAUCUCAAACAUUUCGUUUGUUAUUUUUUGAUUCAAAUAAAUUUUAAAGGUCCAUAGAUUCAUGUCAAAUUUGUACCACAAAAUAUCUUCAGUGUAGCCUUUAACAAUGUCACUUCCACUUGUAUUUUUAAGAACCAUAGAAAUUAUUAUGAAACAUAGAAAGAAAGUUAACCUACGUGAGAAAAAAAAAUAUUUUUCAUGUCACAACUUUUAUACAAGAAUUUAACUUACGUCUGCAUUUUUCCUCUACAAAAAAUCUAGCUCUAUUGUUUUUCAAUGUUCACAAGCAACUGAUAGAGACUAAAAAAUUGCGUUUGUCUUUUAAAAAAAAUUUUUUAAAUUUAUUCACAAUGCACUAUGGGCCAGAAAUGGAAAAUUUUUCCAAAAAUUAUUUCUACAACUUAUAUGAUAGUCCUUAUUCUGUCCUACAUUUACGUCCUUAAAACUUUGCCUAAGUCGACAGCAUGUCCGAGAUAUGGCACUUCAAAGUUGGUCAGACGACCAUUUUCACGUUACAUUGAAAAUGCUCUCACCAGUCACUGGAUGGAUGAAUCUCCUUCAAUUUUUUUUUGGUAAUAGCUUUAAAUAGUUCCUUCAUUUUAAGGUAUAAACAAUUGCAAAAAAUUUUGGAAAAUUUUGUGAAAAACUUGAUUUUUCUCAAAAACCACGUGUUCGUCAUACUUCCGUUUGUGUAGGUCUUCACAAGCACAACCAAAGUUACUAAUUUCUUUUUUAUAUUAAAGAUUACAUCAAAAGCUAUAACUUUUGCAUACAUGUCGUAUAAUUUUAACAAAGUUUUGGUAGUGAAAAAAAUUUUUUUUAUAAAAAAAACACCAAUUUUUUGACAAAAAUCGCUGUAGUGCUCCAGGGAUACCCAUGGUAGUGGAAUUUUAUUUCACAUUUAGAAAGCUCUCUGGAUAUGCUAUCAAUUAAUGCAGUAAAAUGAACAAGUGUUCUCUUGGCAAAGAGCACUUUUUUGACUCUGAAAGUCGUAUGUCGAGCAAGGUCAAAAAAGAAAAAUAAUCAUAAAAAUUUCAGUUUUAAGUAAAAUUUAAUUUUUUUAAGUUAGAUUGAUAGAUCUUUUUAAAACGCGUCUUUUGAGUAUAAAUAUGUCAUAGUUUUGUCAAGUUUCAUGAUCAGUUUUUUAAAAAAAUAGUUUUUUUCAAAAAAAAACUUGAAAAAUAAAGUAUUUGACUUUAGAAUUUCAUAAAAUGCAUUCUUUUUAACAUUUUUUUCACUAUUUUGUCUAGUUUUGCUCCUCGUUUUUUCCUAAACAUAAAUCAAUAAGAACUUAACAUAAUUGAAGCCAUUUGGAGGUUAAAUUGAGUUAAAAAUCGUUUAAAAUUUUUGUAUUUCUUAAAUAGUUCUU
Chironomus riparius is the source of this 4723-nucleotide messenger RNA. Lineage: Eukaryota; Metazoa; Arthropoda; Insecta; Diptera; Chironomidae. The record is from the annotation of a GenBank genome assembly.